Molecule: messenger RNA, 818 nt
Organism: Schizosaccharomyces japonicus yFS275
Lineage: Eukaryota; Fungi; Ascomycota; Schizosaccharomycetes; Schizosaccharomycetales; Schizosaccharomycetaceae
Exons: 3
Coding region: 85-684 (199 amino acids)
Biological process (GO): methylglyoxal catabolic process
Molecular function (GO): glyoxalase III activity
Source: RefSeq, a predicted model, not a curated record
CGUUACUAUAAAUUCAAAAACAAACGCGUACGCGACUUUUAAGCAUAUUCGUUUUCAUUCUUUUGGUUUUUGAUAUUAGAAACAAUGGUCAAGGUGUGUCUAUUUGUUACCGGUGGAUCGGAUGAAAUUGAGACGGCCUCUUGCUACGGUGUGUUUACGCGUGCCAAAACACCCAUUGACACCGUGUAUGUUUGUGAAGAAAACAAGGAACGUCUUGUGAACAUGUUGUGUGGCAUUCGGCUUUAUGCAGACCGUAGCUUGUCUGAGUUUCAGUCUGCAGAAGACUUCAUGAAAGAAUACGACGUUGUCAUCAUUCCCGGCGGUUGGGGAGGAUCUUUGGAGCGGUCUAUCCCAGGAACCAAGAUGGUUCAGGAAAUUGUUAGAGGAAUGUAUAAAAAACCAGGCAAAUGGGUUGCUAUGAUUUGUGCUGGUUCAAUGGGAGUGAUGACAAGCGGGCUUGAUCCGAAGACGUUGGAGCUGACGAGUCAUGCUUGCGUUAUUGACGUUCUUCGCAAUGCUGGUUACAAUUGGGUGGAUGAGCCUGUCGUGGUGUCAAACAACCUCAUCACCGCUCAAGGACCUGGCACUUCCAUGCUGUUCGCUCUCAAAAUUGCGGAGCAAGUUUUGGAUAAAGAAACGUAUCAACAAGUGUAUGCGUCUUUGGAGAUGCCUCAACGUAAUUAAACUGUUAGGCAGAGUCACGAUGGCCUUUUUUUCAAAAAAUGUUUUUUGAUACGUGCUUUAGCAUAUUAAUAGAGAAAUGGAAAUGAUCCAUAUGAACGCGAUUGUCGUUAUUUGGGAUGUAGCUAGUGUUCGUG